Molecule: messenger RNA, 938 nt
Organism: Boeremia exigua
Lineage: Eukaryota; Fungi; Ascomycota; Dothideomycetes; Pleosporales; Didymellaceae
Exons: 3
Coding region: 92-646 (184 amino acids)
Source: RefSeq, a predicted model, not a curated record
CUACGACGCCGAAUCGCGCGCAGCACCACCAAAUCCGCGCAUUGGCCCUCCUCCACUCCUCGAAACUCCGAUCAAUACCGGGCCACUCAAAAUGGCGUCCAAGAAGGUCACCACCACGUUCGCGAAGUACACAGUUCAGCCCACCGGUAUCUAUGCGGCGAUCAACAGGUUGUUUGCCCUUGACCCCAACCGCUCGACUGGUGUUCCUAUGAACCCGCAAUUCCGCAACCCUCCCCCCGGCGGUCUCGACCCGGCCACCUACGACGACCCCGUCACACUCCCCGCCGCCGACAUUGCAGACAACCCGUACUGGAAGCGUGACGUGCGACGAGGAUACCCCAGGCUUUCGACUGUCACCCAGGCCGAUGCUGUCGCGCUGCUCCAGGUCGGCAGCGCUGCGGCGCCGAAGCAGGAGCUGAUCGGCGAGGCGGGCUCCCAGCAGCUCGUUGCUGCGCAAGAGGAGGGCGUAAAGGGAUUAGCUGUUGCUUUUGAGAGGAACACGGGUUUGGCCAAGGACGUGCUCGGCCCUGGCGGCAUGCCACCGCUGCCCAGCGGUCUGCACAGCAGCGAGACUGGUGCCAAGAGAUAUGAAUUGGAGAAGGAUCAGUCGUAUGGCGCCGACUACCCUUGCAGGACGUUUGCGUGAGACAUUAAAGGUCGAUUUGCCGGAGUGCGUGGAGGACGAUAGAAGUACCUGUAAAUACCACCGCAACCUUUUCUUUGUGUGAUGUUACGUCAAGAUCAUUCUUCAUCUCAUUAUCUUCAUCCUGCUCCUCUCUCGUCUAUUGCAGUAUCCUUAGUCCCCGCAUCCCACGUUGGAAUGCAUGGUAUGCUGCUGCUGCGUUGUUUCGCCACUUGUGCAAUUCACUCGAGUUGGCGAGCGCGCGUAAGACCAGGCUUGGCAGCAUCGCGACUUCCGCAUCCUGCGCGUCUCACCU